GGCUGCAUCGGCACCGCGGUAGCAGACGGCGCGCGGCUCGGUCGGUCCCUUCAUUAGCGGGCGCGAGGGGGAAAAGAAAGCAAAAGGCCGCAGAAGCAGCAGCGAGCGGAUCGUGUGUGGCUGCGCGCCGCUGUUUGGGGGCGAAAGUGCGUGUCCUCCGAGCGCGACCUCUUCCCGUCCUCUGCUUGUUUGUGGUGGUGGUGGUGCCCCGCGUGCAGUGGUGCCCCGGUGCGGAUGUACUGCUAAGAAAGCCGGCGGCAGCAUGAACCGUCCGCGGUACGACGUCCCGCCGGAGCUGACGAACCUGCUGCUCGAGUUCACGGUGAACGUGAUGAUCGAGCGGCCCAGCGACCUGGUGGAGUACGCGGCGCGCUACUUCUCCGGGCUGCGCGACGAGCGCCAGCGCAGCGCGUCAUCGGGCCGCCCGCCGGCGAUCGCCGAGAACGACGAGGCCAUCUACAGCGACGACGAGGAGCCCAUGCCCAAGCCACCCAGCCGGUUUUCAAGGCGCAAGUCUGUGUUUGCUGAGCACUAUGAUCCGGCCGAGGAUGACGACGAUGAGGGUGCCAAGGUGGUGCAUCCAAAAUCUGACGUGCAGCGCGAGAAGCUCGGCGAGGCAGUCAAGAACAUCCUGCUGUUCAAGUCCUUGGACGUGGCUCAGAUGCAGGAGGUCAUAGAUGCCAUGUUUGAGCGGAAGGUCAAGCCGGGAGAGGUGGUGAUCAAGCAGGGUGACGACGGUGACAACUUCUACGUGAUCCAGACCGGCACGUACAACAUUUUUGUGAACACAGACAGGGAGCAGGACAAGCUGGUUGGCAAGUACGAGGGAUCGGGCAGCUUUGGCGAGCUGGCUCUCAUGUACAACAUGCCACGAGCGGCCACCAUCACAGCUGUGACAGAGGGCUCCCUGUGGGCCAUGAACCGACAGACCUUCCGGCGCAUUGUGCUCAAGAGCGCCUUCAAGAAGCGCAAAGAGUACGAGAACCUGCUUGAGAAGGUGCCCAUGCUCAAGUCCCUGAAUCACUACGAACGCAUGAACCUGUGUGACGCCCUGAUGCCGCGGUCGUUCAAGGAUGGGGACCUCAUUAUCAUGCAGGGAGACGCUGCAGAUGGUAUGUACUUCAUUGAAGAUGGAACGGUCCGCAUCUGCGUCAAGAAAGACGGCGGAAGCGAGACAGAGGUAUCGAGGAUCGGCAAGGGUGGCUACUUUGGAGAGCUGGCACUGCUUACCAAGAAACCCCGUGCCGCCUCGGUGUACUCGGUGGGGCCCGUCAAGCUCGCCUUUCUCGACGUCUCGGCUUUUGAGCGGCUCCUGGGGCCCUGCAAGGAGAUCAUGAUGCGCAACAUCGACCAGUACGAGGAGCAGAUGGUCCAGGCCUUCGGUGCCAAGGUCAAUGUGGCCGACCUCCGAUGAUGACCCUGAACACGGCCCUAAAAUUUACCACCACCACCACCACUCCUCCCUUUAUCCCUCGUCACCCCCUCUCCCUUACAUCUCCCUCUCCCCAUCCCCCCUUUACUCCCGUUAACUAGUCGGUCGCGGCUUGCGCAGCCCUGCUCCCUGCAGCGGCCACUGCUGUCGCCGCAAUAAAAGAGGGGCGCACCGAGUGUCGCCAGAGCGCCGAGAGCUGUGUGGAGCUCACGACGUGUGGCGUCUACACUGUGUCGCUCUUUCUCAUGGGUCAACAACAACAGCAGCAGCAACACGAGAGCUGUCGUGGCGGCCACUGGCGUGCGAGACAGAGCAGAGAGAGAAGGCGCCGGGGCAGCUGGUGACCGCCUCGUCGCUGUUAUCAUUAUUGUUACUCUUACUCUGUGGAUUUUGAGUGAGGCGGGCGAGCGCGCUACCGAAGCUCAGUAUGACAAGUGCUUCCACGUUGGGGGCAAGUCGCACUCUGUCCUGGUGGAAACUUGCGGGAACCGACAGCAAUGGUGUCCCCUCCCCUCUUCCGGCCUCGCGAAGAAAGAGGGACACGGUGCAGCCUUUGCUGUCGGGCUCCCCUUUUGGUUGCUUUUGUUUGCCUUUCUUUUAAGUCAGUCGCGGCGGUGAACUGCCCGUUUGUACGUCGCCCGCAAGACCAUGGUGUUGAGUGGGUGCCUUAGCCAGACUGGCACUGACUGAAGUGUGUCAGAAUGGCAAGCAUCCUUUCUGUUAAACGCAUGAGUUGCAAUAUUGCCGCCCCUUGUCACCGGAUGGCUUCUCUGAGACAGCCUAAUAAGCCCUUGGCCAUGGUCCUUGGGUGCUAGAGUGCUUGCCUCACUUAGGCAUUUAUAGCUCACUCAGCGGCGCCCUCUUGUCACAGCCAUGCUUCCUCAUAGGGUUGAUUGGUGUCUGUACACCUCAUUAAUAUAGUUUGUGGAACGAACUGUGCAUAAUGCAUAGGUCAUUGUGUUUGGUGACACCACCAGUAUUCUUUGCACAGACUAAGGCUGGUGCAGUCAAGUGUGCAUGCCAGAGUCCUUUGAAGGCAUGCUGUUCCGCUGGUGUUUCAUGCAGCGUCGGAAUGGUAGCGAUGACUGCACUGCAUGUUUGAUGCCUCCUUUGCCUUUGUUCAUUUAUUGGGGGAAAAUGCCGGGACUUUGUAUUUAGUUCCCUCCUCAUUUGGAGGCACCAAUGUUGUAGGGCUGUGUUAGACUAAGCAAAGCUUUGGGGUCGUGCUAUCAAGCUUUUAGUCGCAAUUAAGAGUAUGAACUGCACCUCUUCUCGUGCUGCCAGGGAUGUAAGAACUCAUCUAAGCAAGGUUUAGAAUGAUGCAUGCCCUCAUAAAAGUUGCAAUGGUGUCGCAGCGUUCAAUAGAUGAUUGCAUCUCUAAAGAUAGACCGUCUGCAAGUUCUGAACUGGCACACUACUCAGCAGUCCUAAUGGGCAUGCUGUGGUUUUUUCAGUGAAGUCAUCAUUUUGGUUUUGCGUUUUACUAGUUUAAGUUGUGAAGAAGAUGAGGGUGGUUGUGCUCAUUAUGCUCUCUGUGCAGUCUACAGAACUGGCUGCGGGAUAAUGUCGCAGGAAAACUAAAGGAUGCCAGAGUUGGUUUCGAUUCGCGGCCAGUGACCACAGCACCCCUUCAUGUCGUGUACAAAUGGAUAUUGUCGCGUUUCGAUGGUGUGCGAGCGCCAGAUGUUGUGAAUAGUUGCCGCGGGAGAGACAAAUUGUUGUUACCUUUGCUGGUUGCUUCACCCGUUUCUGUGCGGCGUGUUACUGGAAAAGAAGCACAGUUGAUAAGAGCAGCGUUUCCCGUAGUUGUCGGAAGCGCGACCAGUGGCGUGCUCUCAGGUUUACCUAGCUGCAUAGCAACAUAUACUGCCUUUAGGGGUUAGAGUGGAAGCCAAGUACGGUCGUAAGAUAAGUGUAUCCUGUUGGGGGUGUGGGCGUUGCACCUUUGCUUUACUGUUGCACGAAAUUUGCAUCUGGAGGAGAGGCAGUCGACACAGUCGAAUGCUGGAAGCAUCUCGAAGCGCACCCUACUGGCAGGUUGCAAGAAUGAUGUUUGAUUGCUAGAAUGUCGCUGAUCUCACAUUGAUUUGUUGCCGGCUCGCUCACGAAACCUUAUGUCAGCAUGUAAUGGACCGUCCGCUAAAGAUUGUAGGUGGUCCAGAGAAAGCCAUCAGAAAAGCUGACAUUUUUUCUAUGCGUGAAGAAGGCUACGUACGUAUCCUGGCUGGGUAUGUAUCAUGUUCCCAUAGAACUAAAAACCAAACUUGGGGAUACCAUCAGUGAAAAGGAUGCGUCUCUGCCUGAUAAUAGGUUAUUUUAUUGGUAGCUGAAGUCUACUCUGUAACAAGCCCAACAAUGUUGGACUUGCACAAUUGUUUGAUAAUAGCAUUAAUAAGAAACCUUAUGCUGACGAAUCAGUUUGUUGGAUGCCGUAAGGUAACAGUGCAUUUCUUAAUUUCAAUUUGGCGUUUCCAAGUUGAAAGGACAGAGCAGCUUGCGGUUGUUUUGUGACUCUGGUUGUCUAGUUUAAGCAAGAACCCCUAGUCAGUUAAAAAUUUUGCUGCUGGUUUGAAUACCGGUCCAGAGCUGUAGCAGAGCUCGCAGUUGGCCUAGAGUUGCUCCAUUUGGAUUUCUACUGAUCUGCACACUGGUUUCGGAUUGUAAGUAAUACUGUUUGGCAGAGAGAUGUUAUUUUGCUAGGACUUGAAACAAUCCUAGGUUGAAAAACAAAAAAAACACAGACAAAUCGGCAUUUAGAGGCUGGACCAGGGAAUGCCCAUAAAAUAAUGACUGUCGAAAAUGGCAUGCACUUGGCAUACAUUAGCACUUGCUUCGGUCAGUACGAAUGGUGUGUUAUAAGUAUGUUGGCUCAUCCGGCGCACAUUAGAGAGCUUCAGCCUGUGUGGGAUGUAAUGCAGUUUACAGAAUACUGCAACACUGGAUACACAAAGCUAUGCGACAACACUAGUGGUGCAGUGGGAUUGCUGAAUUCAAUGAAAGCACACACCACUAUAAUUGCACCAACCAUGUUUUAGCUGUUACAUUUUACCUUAAUUGGUGCCUGUCUAGAUGGUAGCUCAGAGCCACAGAAUGCAUGCUUCGAAGCUGAAAAAUUCGUCUUGGUCUGAGACUUAAACUCUGGACUAACGCCUUAAGUCUCUCUACCAUCUAUGCUAACCCUGUGGCUAGCAGAUUGCAGGGCGAGGCCGAAUUGAUCAAUAUAUGUGUAGGGACACUAAUACUUUACCUUUCGGGCUGCUGCAGAACCGUUUUGCCAUAUUUACCUAUUACAAGGCAUUGGUACUGACAACUAUUGACACAUAGUGAUUUGUUUUCUCCAUCUGCGAGUGCAAUAAGUACAAAAUUGUCUGCGAGGCGCUGUGGUUAAACAAAGUUGAACAUGAUGGUGCAACCGAACCUGCUGCAGCUGCUGUCAGUGUCUGGUGUUUGCAGUGUUCUGCUAACUGCAUUACGGAUGGGCCAAGACUAUUUUGUAAUACCAACAGGUAAACUAGUUAAAGUGGAACUCGAAAUUGUAGCAAAAUGGAUGAUUAAGUGAGUUAAUGUUUCUUUUUAAUAUGCUCAAAGGGAACCAAAGGCACGGGAAGAACCACACAGUACGGACGCUGGAAGCACAGUUGCCAAAUGUUCAUCGGUUUAUUGCGCUGGCGGUUGUGUACGUCGGGAUGCUUCCCGAAAGAUGCAAGUGGCUGGCAGCAGUUGAGGUUGCGCACCAGCCUUUUUGGGCGUUCACUUUUGUUAAGGCUUAGCUUCAUCAGAGCACAGAGCGAUCACUGGCGACCUCCACAGUAGCGCUUUUUUUUUUAAGAAAUAAUUUAUUUGAGCUAGCAUCAGCAGUAGCAGUUCACGCAAGCAAAAAGCUCUGCUCGGCGCCUAUGUGCGUCGCUGUAGGGCUGCAUUUUGUCUCUCUAUACGGUACAGUUGAAUUGUUGCGUUGUCGUUAUCUGAUUAUCUUUUGUUGACAUGUUUAUCAUAUUUUUGUUUAGUAUGUGUUUUUUUUUUCUCGGGCAUUCAUUUUCCCGGUGUGUAUUCUUGCCAACACAAGCUGGUGGGGGGCUCAAGCCCUCUGUCCUCAGCACUUGACGCGUGUCCGACAACCACCUCCCACCUCCAUGCCCUUCCACUUUUCUCACUCCCCCUUGUCACCUCCUCUGCAAGUUCCGGGGCACACGCACCCCCGCCUUUGGUGGGGAUUGCAUUUUUUUGCUGUUUUUGGAUGUAGAGUUGCCCAUGCGUAGCUAGUUCAACGAUGAAUCGGGCAGUGUUGGAAUUUUUCGUGGGGGAGUGUUAUGACGAACACCGUUGCCUGUCUCUCCCGCUAUGGGUGUGUAAUGUUGCCGGUGUGUGUGUGUGUGUGAAGAACUGUGUUCUAUCAUAUUAUUUUUGUUUGUUCUUCUCUUGUGUACUGCGCAACGUGCACUGCUUUCUUCAUCCUGCUGUCAUGGAUGUAUGCAUUGUUUGUCGUCAUGCCUUUUUCGACCGCUUUGACGCGGGAGACCACCACACCGGACUGUUGUCAUGCCCGCCUAUACUGUUCAAUCUCUAUCUCUUCGUCUUAGUUGUCUGUCCGCAACGGGCUGGGCCCUCUUUGCCAGCGGCCAUGCAUGCACACAAAAGCGGGAUCGCUUACCUGCCACCUUUGCCUCGAAACGCUGAUCUGGACACUUGUCAAAUAUCGCCACAUUGUUAGCUAUGAUUGGCUCGGGGGCUAAGCACCCUCUGAUUGGCUCGAAACUCUAACGUGGUGAAAUUUGAGUGUCCAGGUUGAGCAUCUUCGCUGUUCUGGCCAUGUCGAAUUGGCGAUUGCCUCAAGGAUCCGAUGGCACUGCGGGUGAAAUAGUUAAAAAUGAAAAGGAUAGAUACAACAUCUGCUCUUAACUGCCUCACUGAUUUUGACAAGUUUCUUUUAUCCCUCAAUCUAGGCAGCAUUUUUGUAUUUGAAAAAGUGCAUGCAGAAAGCGCACAAUGAAGCACCUUUUACCGCACAAGUAUGUAACCUGUACGGGAUAGGACACUGCACGUGUGGAUUAUGUUAAUUUGCUUAUGUACAAGACUGCAGCUUUUAGUUGCAUCAGCGAAAUAGAAAUCCUGUCGUUAUCUAUGACCCGCCACGUGGCUAGAUGGUCAACGCACAUGCGCAGUUGGUGUCUCUUGAAGGGGUGCAGAGAAAUGUGGGAAACUAACGCAUGUCCUCCGAGAUCGGACAGCGUGCGGGUGAUAACGGCAUGCAUAAACUCAAGGGGCGAUGGCUAGCACUCGUGUGCAGUUUGUCAGUGAGUAUUAGUAUUUUGACCCGAAUAGCGAAGCUUAACUUUUGAAUGGAAGUUCUGUUGUUUUCGAGUGAAGCUGAGCUUGGCCGUGGGGCGAUUCCGCAAUGAACUUUCCAGUCGUGCUUGUGCGCAUGCGCGGUCGCUCGACCCUUGGGUGCCCGUUCGACCACCGAGCUCAUUCCAAGUGUUCUUUCUCCUGUGUUCCUCACGUGUACGCGUCUGUCUUGCGCACGCUGGAAAUAAAAAAGAAUGAAAAAAAAAUGGCUGCCGCUUCUCCGGCAGCGGGACCGAGAACCCCUGGUGUGUUCAUUUGGCGCUCAACGAGCAUGUGGCGUCGAAGCACGCUCUGCUCAAGUAGUCAAAAUGAAAUAAAGAAUAAUGAAAACCGAAA
Messenger RNA from Dermacentor andersoni, 7114 nucleotides. RefSeq names its product cAMP-dependent protein kinase type II regulatory subunit (gene Pka-R2). Gene Ontology annotation, molecular function: protein kinase A catalytic subunit binding; cAMP binding; cAMP-dependent protein kinase inhibitor activity. The record is from RefSeq and is a predicted model, not a curated record. Gene Ontology annotation, cellular component: cAMP-dependent protein kinase complex; cytosol. NCBI's taxonomy places the organism in Eukaryota, Metazoa, Arthropoda, Arachnida, Ixodida, Ixodidae. Gene Ontology annotation, biological process: negative regulation of cAMP-dependent protein kinase activity.